This is a messenger RNA of Chondrus crispus (carragheen), 1583 nucleotides long. RefSeq lists its product as hypothetical. The transcript is spliced from 2 exons. NCBI's taxonomy places the organism in Eukaryota, Rhodophyta, Florideophyceae, Gigartinales, Gigartinaceae. The coding region runs from base 1 to 1347 and encodes 448 amino acids. The record is from RefSeq and is a predicted model, not a curated record. Gene Ontology annotation, molecular function: S-adenosylmethionine-dependent methyltransferase activity.
AUGACAGUACGGCCCUGCACUUGCUCCGCAUCGCUACGUAGCACCAUUCACCACCCCCACUGCUCGAUCGAUCCAGCCCAGAGCGUGCCCUUCACGCGUUGCACACAUCAGUUCGCCACCGGACCUCCCGUCGACCUCCUCCGCCAGCUACACCUGCCUCACCACCGAAACUUGCCCCGUCCCGUCGCCACCCCGCGAUGUGAAUUCGCCCCUGUCAGCCACCUCCGCGAUUCCCUCUCCCAGUCUGCAACUGCAAUGACCAACCUCGCCUCCGAGGGCGACCAACACCCACCGCUCGACCUCGCACGUAUCACCCGCGCCUGGCGAGCCUUCAGAGCCUACCGCCGCCUCUCGCUCCAAGUCUUCGAUUCACAAGCACUGGCCUUCGAACAUCUCCCCGAAGACGCCAAGACCCUCAUCCCUGACGUCCCGAUCCGACUCUCCCAUGCCGCAGAGGCUAUCGAGCACAACGCCGAUGUCAUCGAGCGCAUCGCCGCCCUCGCUGGCAUUACAAAACCCUUCCAACUUGACGCGCUUGACCCCGACGAUCUCGCACAGACCGUCGCUGACUUUCCGGAUGUUGUCGAUGGACUCAUUGCUAUCACACGUGACUGGUCGGCCGUGUCCGAGAAAGAUCGCUCGCUCUCAUAUGAUCACAUCCUUCGCGCAAUUGAGAAAGCUGCGGAUGAGGCUGUUUCUGCCGGUACUCUGGAAAGUCGAGACACUUUUUCUGUCCUCGUUCCCGGGGCCUCCUUGGGACGUCUCGCAUGGGAGAUUGCUAAUCGCGGCUUUGUCGUCCAAGGUGUAGAGAGUUCAUACUUGCAGCUGUUUAUGUGCAAUUACAUCAUGAAUGGCUCCGCUACCCCGGAAGCGCCCUUGCAUUUGUAUCCAUACGCCCAUCACACCGGAAUGGCACCUUCUGUUAAUGACCAAUGCAAAGAGGUGGAAUUUCCGGAUACCAACCCGCGUCAGCUGCAGAAUCCAAACUUCUCCAUGGUCGCCGGCGAGUUUCUUGAGUUGUACAACAAGGAAGACGCCUGGGACUGCGUCGCAACCUGCUUCUUUGUUGAAAACUCGCACAGCAUUGUUUCAUAUGUGCGACGUAUUGCAACGAUUUUGAAAUCAGGUGGUGUUUGGAUCAACCAUGGAAGUCUGGACUUUCGAUUUGACGACUCAGAGACAGAGCCGAGCGUGGAGGUUACCGCAGAAGAAUUGGAGUUGGUCAUCCAGCGUGCGGGCAUGCGUAUCAUUAGAAAAGAGAUGCUCAUCUGCAAACCUCCAUUCGCAGUUAGUGGGAUGAUCAAUGAGGAGUAUAAGAGCAUUUUUACAGUCGCCACUCGCAUUUAGGACGACGGAAGCGACUGAGAGUCGGACGCACCCCUACGAAGCAGGAGAUUUGCAAAUUUUUACUAGCUUGCGCGGCUUUCGGUAUCCAACGCAGAACCUUGGAAGGUACACUGCGUUGCAGAAACAAGAAUCGUUAGAUAGGAUUUAACUGGCAUUAGCAGAGCCGAUCGUGGCUAUUCGAGAGGUAAAUUCAUCAAAUCGGGUAGCAAGUCAAUGUUUGCAGCUCGAUUAUUUUU